AUGCCAGUCGCCACUCCUGUCACCCCCGUCGAAGCCGUCCAGAGCCUCAAGGAGACUGAAAACGUCAGCAUCGAGGCAUAUCCAUCCUCAUUUUAUGCAGACUUUCUUUCAGAGCAUGCGAAGAACAGACUGCCCAGUCCGAUCCGAGGCUUGUUCCAUCACGAAAAGGUCCCAGGAAUGAUCUCCAUGCUCGCUGGGAAACCCAACCCGGGUCUCUUCCCAAUCACCUCGAUUGCCAUCACUGUCCGGUCCCCGCUCGACGGCGUAACCGAGAAGACGAUCGAACUCAAGGGUGAAACACUCGAAGAAGCACUUCAAUAUGGUCCAACUCAUGGCAUACCUCGUGCGCAUAAAUGGUUCAUGGGCCUUCAAGAGGUCGCCCAUAAUCGUCCACAGGCACCUGAUUGGGAUCUCUCCGUCGGAGCUGGUAGUCAGGAUCUCAUUUACAAGGCCUUUCUCGCGCUCUUGAACCCAGGCGAAUCUGUCCUUGUCGAAGCCCCGGUAUAUGCUGGCGUCGUUCCACUGCUAGUCGGCCAACACGCGCACUGCGUAGAGGUUGACACCGACGAGCACGGUGCAUCCGUUGAGAGCAUGCGGCACGCUCUCGAAAACUGGCCAGCCAACAAGCCGAAGCCCAAAGUCUUUUACACUGUCCCCUACGGCUGCAAUCCAAGCGGUGUCACAACCUCUCUCGAACGCCGUGAAGCCAUCCUCCAACUCGCCCACGAACACAACUUUAUCAUCAUGGAGGAUGAUCCAUAUUACUACCUCUACUUUGGCAGCGCUCCCAGGCCACCGUCAUACUGGGAGCUCGAGGCGCGCUACAACGAUCGCCCGCGUGGACGAGUCCUCCGCUUCGACAGCUUUUCCAAGAUCUUGUCUUCCGGCUUGAGAUUAGGGCUCGUCACAGGUCCUAGGGCACUCGUAGAAGCAAUCAACAUGCACACUGCGAGCGCAAACCUACAAGUAUCUAGCACAACACAGGCUAUUGCCUACACAUUCCUGUCGGACUGGGGCUACGAAACAUUCUUCGAGCACACCCGCAAGGUUUCCGAGUUCUACCGACGCAAGCGCGACGUGUUUGCACGAGGACUCGAAAAGCACUUGACUGGAUUGGCCGAGUGGACGACCCCAGAGGCAGGCAUGUUUUUCUGGAUCAAACUUCAUCUUCCAUCCACACCGGUUGCACCAGAAGGUGACUCUGAGCGAGUGAUCAAAGAAAAGGCGCUCGAAGCAGGCGUACUCGCGCUGCCCGGCAAGUCUUUCUUCGUCCUUGGACGUGCGACGCCAUAUGUGCGCGCGGCGUUUAGUCUACUCGAUGAGAAUGAUGUAGACGAGGGGCUGAGGAGACUCGCAGAGGUCGUGAAGGCUAUCCAGGCUUAG
Molecule: messenger RNA, 1383 nt
Organism: Serendipita indica DSM 11827
Lineage: Eukaryota; Fungi; Basidiomycota; Agaricomycetes; Sebacinales; Serendipitaceae
Source: the annotation of a GenBank genome assembly